This is a messenger RNA of Botrytis porri, 1675 nucleotides long. RefSeq lists its product as uncharacterized. The coding region runs from base 458 to 1675 and encodes 405 amino acids. Gene Ontology annotation, molecular function: DNA-binding transcription factor activity, RNA polymerase II-specific; zinc ion binding. Lineage: Eukaryota; Fungi; Ascomycota; Leotiomycetes; Helotiales; Sclerotiniaceae. The record is from RefSeq and is a predicted model, not a curated record. Gene Ontology annotation, biological process: regulation of transcription by RNA polymerase II. The transcript is spliced from 3 exons.
CCUUUUAUUCCACAUUUUUCCCUUUUUCCCUACUUUUCCAAUCCAUCCAAGACUUUCGAUGUUUUUAUGUUGUAUGAAUUCACUGUUUCUUGAAUCAAUACCCAGUGCUCACAAAUUUGCACGUGUUUCGAGGAAAACUUCUACAGAACGACAGGUUGGCCAAGUUAACUGUCUAUUAUCAUAUCAGAAUUCGACUAGCCUACGAGUUCCCCUUGUUGUUGAGCAACAACCACCUACUUUAUACUUUAUUACAAAUCGCUAUCGCUAUAGCGGAUUCCUCAUUAUCUAUCUACUUGCUAUCAAGUGAAUGCGACCUUGUUUAUUACUAUUACUAUGUUUCAACCUUUGUGUGUCGCACUCGAACAAGUAUCCAUUAGCUAGAUGUCAAUAUUCUCGAACUAAGCAUCUACUUCCUGACGCUUCAAGUUUUGUAGAACUCUGUGAGUAAACAAUCACGAUGGCCAGUGUUUUUACAACAAAAAGACCACAUAAGAAGUCGAGGGCAGGAUGUCAAACCUGCAAGACAAAAAAGAUCAAGUGUGAUGAAGCUAAACCAACAUGCUCGUUUUGUGAAAUCAGAAAGCUUUCUUGUCAAUACAUACAAAAGGUCGCCAAGGUGAAUGAUACUACUAGUCCAAAGGAACACAACCAAACUACCUCUUUGGUAAAAUCUAGUACUCAUGAUUGGCCUGUUCAAUCAGUCGACUUCUCCUGGGACCCCAGAAGUGCACCAUUCCCGCCAUUGCGUACAGCCACUGGAGUACUUUCCGUGAUGGAUCUACGUAUGGUGCAUCAUUACUCUACAUAUACAGGACCAAUCGUGGCUCUCGGACCUGCAGCAUGUCAUGUAAUGAAAGUGACUGUUCCAUCUCUUGCCUUUGAGAAUCCAUUCUUAUUGAAUGGGAUGUUGGGGUUGGCAUCUCUUCACAAUCAGCAUCUGCUUCCACAAAACGAAGAGCAUAAACAGCAAACGGCUCUUUACCGUGGAAAGGCAUUUCGUGAUUAUCGCGCUGCAUUGGAGACCGUUACCAAGGAUUCGAAGAAUUACGAAGCAGUCCUCGUAAUGGCAUUACUCCUUGUAGUGCUUGCCUCGGGAGACCGGGGUGAUAACGAUGAGCUUACGGUAGCAAGCUGGAUGGGUUUAUAUAGCGGAUUGCGUAUCAUCGUUUCGAUGAAAACCUCAGAUGGAGGUGUAACCAACACUACUUCUGUUGGCCCACUCUUCGUCCGGAAUUUUAAUGAUCUACUCGCUACUCCGGUGGUCCCAUCUGCCCUAUUACAUAUGCUACGUAUGGAUCCUGAAGAUCAAGAUUAUGAGGACUUGCAGGUGUAUUGCGGAACUUUGGAUGCUUUAGGCAACCUUUAUGCAAGUCUUCGUCAAGAUGAACUUAGCGAGCCUUUGUUCAUUCGUAUAAUCUCGUGGCCAUCUUUCACUCCCAACGAAUUCACAUCUUUAGUAAAGAGAAAACGGCCUAGAGCACUGGUUAUUUGCGCGUAUUACAUGUCCUUUAUCAAACUCGUUUCUGGACUUUGGUGGCUCGAGGGUUUAGCAGAUCGUGAUAUUCGCGCAAUCGCUGACAUGCUGGGCCCCAACUGGAAUCAUGUACUGGAUGUUCCGCUUGAAAUAUUACAGACACAGGACAAGAAUAGGAUCGCCCGUACACUGCUUCGAUGA